UUUAUGAUAACUCUUCCAAAUUUUGAAUUUGAUAAAUGAAGGGAAUUCGAUGGGUUCUCCAGAUCUGCCAAAGAAUGAAAUUCGCAUAUCUAAUUCUGGACAACAAAAUAAAUAUAUAGCUUAUGGGUUGUCUCUUCUUCAUCAUAACACCGAUAAGGUGGUGCAGAUAACAGCCAUGGGUCAGGCCAUCUCCAAAGCUCUGGCUACUAUGAUUUGCAGGUUCACGAAGACGGUUCCUACGGUCAAAAUUACUAUCAAUUCCCCGGGUAUUUGUCACAGCUCUCUACCUCUGGGACGGAAACGCCGCUAUCGCCGAAAGUGGCGGAAUUCACAUUCUGCUUUGCACCACUCUCUGGGUCCGAAGCGAACGAGGCAACGGCGGCCGCAUCAGGUUUGGAGGAAAGCAUCAGAUCCUCUGGUUCCACCAAUUUCAGUUGCUCCGAUGAAGAUGGAUAUUGAUACGGGUGUCGUCGGUGAAGAGCCCGAUACUGCUGGCGUCAGCGGUGUGUCAGUGGUCAACGCUCAGUUGGUGUGGCAGUGCAACGUGAAUCAGACAGCAGACGUGGCCUCUGAUGGUGGGUCUCAAGACUUGGACCACAAAGUUACUUUGGGAGUAAUGGGUCAAAAUGUUUUUAACAAGCCCAAUUCGGCCUGCAAUGAGAAUACACUUCAACAGCAGUGCACCCACAGCCCAUACCCAACAUGUGUGUCAGCACCUCUAAUUAGAAUGAAUCUGGAUUCAUCCCAAAACAAAAGGCACCUGCUUAGUGUUGAAAGGCCAACCCAUAAUCGUGGAGGGGAUGAACUACUGCUUGGUCAAGAGACAAAGUUAUCUCUUCAUUCUGGUCACCAGCAACUGUUUAAUGCUGUCAAUACAACAAAGCGUCGUAGAGUUAAGCUUGGAAUUUUUCAGUCCUCUCCUGAUACGGAUUUGUCUCCACCAGCUACUCCCAAAUAAACUUUUAGACUCCCGGUGAAACACACUUUUGGUCAGUUUGUAGAAUUUGGAGAAGCUCAUUUACAAGGGCAACUACCUUUCAUAUCUACAGGCAAGAAAUCAAAACUCGAGGAUGGGGUCGGCAGUGAAGCUAAGAGGGAAGCUUGUGAUCAUUUUACCUCUAACGCGGGUGAAGGUUUUGCGGUGGUUGAACCAAAUCAACCACCAGGGUCGCCAUGAAGCUCCUUUCCUGGAACUGCAGGGGCUUGGCUCGUACUCCUGCAGUGCAUUCUCUUAAGCAGGGGACUUGGGGUAUUUUGGUCAAGUAAUGUAGAUGCUUGUGUGGUUAGUAAAUCGGCUCACGUAAUAGCCUUGAGGAUACAGGAGCCCUCAGGUCUGGUUUGGGGCUCUAUUUUUGUUUAUGGCAGCCCCGCUCAUGACAGUCGGUAUUUAGUUUGGAAUGAAUUAAGGACUGUCCUUUUGAAGCAUUCGAUACCUUGGGUCAUUUUGGGCGAUUUUAAUCAGGUUAUAUGUCCUGCUGAUAAGAGGGGCAGUUUGAGCUUUAAUGAUGCUAAAGCCAGUGCUUUACUUGGUCUUUUGGAUGACUUCCAGCUCCAAGAAGUUGCUUUCAGUGGUAAUAAGUUCACAUGGUCUUAUAAAAGGAAAGGUAGUGAUCGAAUUAUAGAACGGUUGGAUAGGGAUUUUGCAAAUCCACUUUGGUUUGAUGUUUUUCCCCAGGCCUCAUUGCUGAAUCUACCGAUUACAGUUUAAGAUCACGGUCCAUUCUGUCUUACUACUAUCCCUCAAAAUAACAAGCAACAAAAAGGCAUCCGAUUUGAGACUUUUUGGUCUAAAACAGAAGCAGCUGAAUCGAUUUUAAGGAAAAUCUGGAAAUCUCCGACGCCUGAUGACUCUAAUAUGGUACAAAACUUCUCUGACAAAUUGGAAAUCAUCCUACGACACCUUUAUAACUGGAGCCAAUCUUCAUUUGGUAGCAUUGAUCACAGAAUAAAGGGUCUGAACAAAAUACUAAUGGCUUUACAAGCAGGAGAAGGGUUGUAUUGUAAUAUUUAGUAUAUUUCCUAUUAUAGGGUUUGUUAUUGUCUAUAUAUAGUCUGUAUAUUGUGCAC
Messenger RNA from Oldenlandia corymbosa var. corymbosa, 2067 nucleotides. The record is from the annotation of a GenBank genome assembly. NCBI's taxonomy places the organism in Eukaryota, Viridiplantae, Streptophyta, Magnoliopsida, Gentianales, Rubiaceae.